Messenger RNA from Fusarium venenatum, 1026 nucleotides. RefSeq lists its product as uncharacterized. Lineage: Eukaryota; Fungi; Ascomycota; Sordariomycetes; Hypocreales; Nectriaceae. The record is from RefSeq and is a predicted model, not a curated record. Gene Ontology annotation, cellular component: membrane.
AUGUCUGAUGGAAAAUACAUUGACGGUAGCUACUGGUUCUAUGCUCCCAAUAAGGGCGCAGCCAUUUUCUUCUGUACUGCGUUCUGUUUAGCAGGCUGCUUACAUACAUGGCAGUGCAUACGCUAUAAGUGCUGGAAGCUGACACCCCUGUUUCCAUUCUGCUGUUUGCUCUUUACGGUCGGCUUCAUACUCAGAGGUUAUGGAGCAUUUCACUAUGGCAAUCUUGACAUAUUUAUCGCAAGUGUAUGUAUCACUUAUGCUGCCCCCCCGCUCCUUGAACUACAAAAUUAUCGCAUUAUUGGACGAAUAUUGUACUACGUUCCAUACCACUCGCCAAUACACCCUGGAAGGGUUUUGACAACAUUUGGAUUUGUAUCUGCUUUCAUCGAGGCACUUAACGGUUGGGGAGCGUCGUACUCGGCAAACCAAUCGCUGAGCGACAGCGAGAUUGAGGCGGGCCACGCUCUUAUCAAAGCAUCCUUACUGAUGCAGAUUGUCGUGGCAGUUCUCCUCUUUACACUGGCUGUCACGUUUCAUCGCCGAUGCAUCAUCAGCGGUAUCAAGAAUGAGCGACUUGCGAGUCCGCUAUGGACGCUCUAUAUAAGCAUGACCCUGAUUUUGUCCAGAACCGUCUAUCGUAUCGUCGAAUACUUUAGUAUCGCAGAGCUUCGAUAUGGAGCAGACUUCGAUCCGGCAAACAUAAAUCCUGUUGUCAGAUAUGAAUGGUAUUUUUAUGUGUUCGAAGCAAUGGUCAUGCUCAUGAAUCUCAUCAUGUUCAACAUCCACCAUCCCCGCCGAUAUUUGCCGAGGAAAAAUAAGAUUUACCUGUCCCCUGAUGGAGUCACCGAAAUUGAAGGGCCAGGCUAUAAAGAUCCGAGACCGUUUUGGCAGACACUCAUUGAUCCUUUCGACGUUAGAGGGUUAGUCAACGGCCGUGGGCGAGAGAACGAGCGAUUCUGGCAAAUGGAAGAGAGCGAGAUAACACAGCAAGCCAAGGCCUCUUCAAAGGAACCAGAGACGGCAUGA